Messenger RNA from Panonychus citri (citrus red mite), 973 nucleotides. RefSeq names its product caspase-6-like. The record is from RefSeq and is a predicted model, not a curated record. The transcript has 3 exons. NCBI's taxonomy places the organism in Eukaryota, Metazoa, Arthropoda, Arachnida, Trombidiformes, Tetranychidae. The coding region runs from base 56 to 496 and encodes 146 amino acids. Gene Ontology annotation, biological process: apoptotic process; proteolysis. Gene Ontology annotation, cellular component: cytoplasm.
UGAAAUUAGUUCCCAGCCCGCUCGAUCUUUCUCUGGCUCAAGUUUUGAAUACUCGAUGAACCAUCAACGUCGAGGAAAAUGUAUAAUAUUCAAUCACAAGCAUUUCGAUAUGGUUGAAAAGUGUUUCAAAAAAAUGAAUGAUCAUCCAGAGAAUGAAAAUGAUGUUCGGUCAUUGGAAUCUUGUUUUGGAGGUUUAGGAUUCGAAGUGUUCAUUCAUGAAGAUCUCAAGAAAGCCGAAAUCAAAUUGGUUCUUGAAGCGUUAUCGAAAGAAGAUCAUUCGGAUGCUGAUUGUUUGGUUUUCUGUUUUAUUACCCUUAAAAUGGAUCAAGGUUUAUCGGCUAAAGAUGAGAAACUUUCACUUGGAAUUCUUUCCAAACUUUUCAACGCAAAAAGUGCCCUACAUUGGCUGGGAAACCGAAAUUGUGUUUCAUUCAGUUAUUUCCUUAUAAAUGUAAAUGGAUGCGUCAUAAGGGCUUUCUUGAUGGAGAGGCGUUGAUUAAACAUUAUGAACCCGAAAUUCUAGGUUUACAUUUCAAAAUUGGAUUAUCUCCUGAUUUCUUUGUUUCAUAUUCUCAAUCCUCGUACAUACAAACUCUAGUAAAUAAUAUUAACGAGUUUGGUUCGAAAUUAUCAAUAAUUGAUAUUUUUAUGAAAAUCAAUCACGAAUCUUCUGAUUCAAAGAAGAAAGAAGCGUUUGUAACGAGUAUCUUUACACUAACUCGACGACUUGUGCUUAAACCCAAGACUUCAACUGAUCAGUAACGAAUUAAAAAAUAACAUUGAUUUAAACAAUCAACUUUUACUGUGCGAUUUGUGUUUCGGAUUUAUUUCGACGAGCUCGUGGUUAGAUUAAUUGAUCAAUAAUGACUUGUUUGAACAAUUAUUGGCAAUAAUACAUGUAAGGAGAAUAAACGAAAGUUAUACUUGUAAAAUUGAUUAAUUUUCUAAUAAAUAAGUAAAUGAGAGAAGGGAA